AUGCUCGCAUCGGAAUUGCAAAUGCACGUCCCAUCCUUCGGCAAAUGUCCGGAACUCCCUGCUGCGGAACGCUGUGUCAUUGUGGUGAUCCCAUCUCACAGAACACCGACUCCAGAUGACUAUAAGUUAAUUUGUUUUUUAUUCUGCUUUUUGUUCUCUUUUCAUUUCAUUAUCUUUAUUUUUUCCCUUUUAUCUUUCACUAUUUUUCUAUUUUCUUCCUUUUCUCUUUUUCUUAUGUUCAUUUUUUUUUCAUUCAAUUUUUUCUAUAUUUUUUGCUUCUUUUUUCUUCCUUCUUAUUCUUUUAUGUCUCUCCUUUGUAUCUUUUCCUUUCUUAUUUCUAAUUUUCUCUUUUUUAUCCACAGCAUUCGAUAUUUUUUCAUGAUUUUUCUGGCAACAUUUUCCCUUUCUUUCUCUUUUCCUUUCCUUCUUUUUUUUCGCUCUCUUUGUCUCUUUCCUCUACCCCCCCCCACCCAUUUGAUGACACACUCUUCACUGUGCACAUUCGGCAUAAAUAGGUUAACAUGUCUGCUCUCAUCCCUACAACUUCGCACAUAUCUCCGUGAACAGACUUAUAUUUCUUUCUCCCUCUCUUCGCUUUCCCUUCCUAGCCUUAACUUCAUAUCUCUCUUCUUCUCCUUCAUCUAUUCCCUUACCCCGUUUUGA
Acanthosepion pharaonis is the source of this 663-nucleotide messenger RNA. Lineage: Eukaryota; Metazoa; Mollusca; Cephalopoda; Sepiida; Sepiidae. The record is from the annotation of a GenBank genome assembly.